AUGACUUCCAUGCGCCUUCAAAACUCCGGCUUGGUAGAUCUAGGCAUUCAAUCCUCUAUAAUUUCUGAGCCAAUGCAGCUGACGAGCAAAGUUCCUCAACAAAGCCCACAAGGCCACUCAAGCGAAGGAUGCGACAUCACCUCAAGCCCAGCAAGAUCUGAGGAACUCCAGGAUGAAUACGAGGAAGAAGACAAACAAGACCAAGAGAUUACAGAUAGUGAACUGAUUGAAGAAGGCCAAGAGGACCAAGAAAGAGGAGCAGAGGAUGAGAUCUUGUCAGAUGAAGAAAUGGAGAGUGAGGAUGAGCCGAUGGACGAUGGAGCCGAAGAUAUGGCGUUCAGGGAGCGCUACUACGAAGAGAAUGAGAAUUUUCGAAAGACUCGCUACGACACACCAGUAUCGCCUGAACCACCUGCGGCACCUGCGCCCUAUGUAAAAGCCUAUGACUAUCGGGAACGUGACCCAAAAAUUCUUCGGACAAUGAGAACUGCUUUUGACUAUGACAACAGUGGUGACUACGACCCUAGAGCAGAAAACCGGCGCAAGCACUCAAAGAAAAGAGAUGGCAAGCGCCGGGCCAUCAGUCUGCCACGCACUGGCUUCGUGGUCAACGCAGACCCUGAAGACGAAGAUGCUGAAGAAUCACUGGACGCUCCACAGAGACCCAAAGCACCAACUUCAAAGCUGAAGGCCAGACAAGAGGGACUCCACCUCGAAGUUAUCUUCAGGUAUGAAUCAUAUGAAAUGCAACAGCUAUUGGCGGGCUGGGUGGAUAAUUGGCCAGAUGACGAGGCCUGGAAUAUUUUCGUUGACGAGUCUAUCGGUGAAAGCUCUGGCACGGGUAUGACUCAAGUGGUGAAGCAGCGCCACCGCCGAAGACGAGCAAGAGAUUACAGAUCAUCAAGUAAUGUAGAUGAAGUCAUCACCGACCCACUGACGGAUCCUGACCGACAUCAAGAGGACCUUCGUAACCACCCGGCGGCUCGAGGUUGCGUCACUUGUCGCAGACUUGACCUGGCCUGUCCUUUGCUGAAAGACCCGAACGCAUAUCCUUGCGCACUUUGUCCGCCCGCAGAACACAGCUCAGAGGAUACAGGCUCUGAAGAUGAUCCCAGAAGUGACCAGCGAGACUGCCAACUUCUCGUCGCCCCUGAAUACAGACAACGUUGCCAAAGUUGCAAAAGAGCCGACUACGACUGCUCCUUAGCAGACAAUCCAGAUCAGCCGGGACCUUGUGAUGAGUGCGUGACUUCGUCGAGUUUAUGCGUCGCGGGACCUCUGCCAGGCCAUGGAAGGCAGAGGAUUUCCGUCGAUAAUCCGCUGUCGCUACAGAACAUGAUCCUUGCAGCUGCAGCAGACCGUACGUAUAUUCAGUGCACCCGUUGUCGCUUGGCGAAAAGAAGAUGUUCUCUCAAAACCAAGGACGAUCUACCACCUUGCAAGACGUGCGUCAAAGAUGGCACGACUUGCGAUUUUCUCAAUUUGCGAAAGCUGAAAACAAAGAAACUAAGCAUUAAAGGAGGUAAGAAGGACGAAAGUGAAGACGUCAUGGACCAAGACACCGAUGCAGAACAAGAAAUCGGCGAAAAUCAGGAAGAGAAUGAAGAUCUGGAAGGUGAGGAUGAACACGCUCACUCCACCGUAGAAAUUGGGGAGUCAAGCCCUUCCACGGUGCAAGUGUACAGAGGCCUUUCCGGUCCGACACUCGUUGACGAGCCUCAAGAUUCUCGCACUGUAACCUAUCCGAUUGCAGAGGUCUCUGGCGCCGACACUGGGUGCUGGAUGAUGGACGUUCACGGAAACAGCGGGACAAUGACGCAAAUAAGGACGCAAUUUGCUCAUCCUAUGGCUUUCAUGCUGGUCGGAGACCCCUGGAUAGAUGUUUCCACCGUAGAAAUGCUCACUCUAAAGCAUCCGCACUGUAACUUUUGUCAAGAUCUGACUUAUGGGUUGGGAGGGCUAGGACAAGUAAAGACCGUCGACGUACUCAAAUGGGACUCAGGCCUGGGCUACUCAGAACUGGAGGGCGGUUACACUGCCAAUGGCAUCGAACCAACGAGAAUGUGUGCAAAUUGCACUUUGCAGCGCGAAUUCAUCGUGGAAUGUGAUCAACAUAUCAUUGGACCCCUCAAAGGGUCAGAACACCUGAAGACAGUAGCUGGGAAUGACGAUGCCAUCAACCGGCUCUUCGACGGUGUGCCCCUGGACAACGAAUAUUUCUGCACUUUCUGUUAUGUAUAUGCGGCAACUUCGGCAUGUGAAGCGGAUAAAGACGCUGAUCAUCUUGGUAACGAACUAAGAGGUGAUUCUGGAAUGCGACGUGGGUGUGGUCUUUAUCUGUGCGAAAGGUGUGUUGCGGCAUACAAAGAUGAGAUCCGCGCCGGUGGAUCGUUCCAAACCUUUAUUGAGAUACUCGAAAAAGGUUGUCUGGAGAACGCGGAGAACGGAGACAUCAGAGCCGACGUGGGUCUUCUCAGUCGCGAAGGCCUUCUGGUCAAAACAACACAGAAUGGUAUUGACGAGGCCGAGGAAGCAGUCAUUCGAGAGAUGGCUUGA
This is a messenger RNA of Pseudovirgaria hyperparasitica, 2556 nucleotides long. RefSeq lists its product as uncharacterized. The record is from RefSeq and is a predicted model, not a curated record. Gene Ontology annotation, biological process: regulation of DNA-templated transcription. The coding region runs from base 1 to 2556 and encodes 851 amino acids. Lineage: Eukaryota; Fungi; Ascomycota; Dothideomycetes; Acrospermales; Acrospermaceae. The transcript has a single exon. Gene Ontology annotation, molecular function: DNA-binding transcription factor activity, RNA polymerase II-specific; zinc ion binding.